AUGCUUCAAGUACCCGGUGUUGGCCCCGCCAACCACCCCGCGCAUCUCUCCGAUAAGGAUGCAGCGUUAGCCGUCGUGAGCGAUGUGGCUCAGGAGAUCGACCCCGUGGUUGGGAAGAGAGUGUUGAGGAAGAUCGACCGGUACUUCAUGCCUGCGAUGCUGAUUGGUUAUGGCUUAGUCUACUAUGACAAGGCAAUUCUAGGCAGUGCCGCACUGUUUGGCAUGACCACUGACCUGCAAUUGAGCAUCACUGACUAUUCGACAUCCCCGCCUUCUGUUGAUACAUCCCGUCUCAGUUGGGCCACAUCUAUUUUCUAUUUUGGAAUGUUGACCGGUCUUUAUCCAAUGACUUUUGUGUUGCAAAGAUUCAAUAUUCGUCACGUCCUCGGCCCUGUUGUUCUCCUCUGGGCAAUUGUUUGUGCAGCCACUGCUGGUGUCACAUCCUGGCGAGGAUUGUUCGUACAGCGGUUCUUUCUUGGUUUCAUCGAAAGCGUUAUCCCAACUAGUUUCAUGACCAUCGUCAGUGGUUACUACACGCAGGAGGAGCAGGCUCUUCGGCAAGCGUGGUGGUUUUCAGGCACUGGCUGGUUCACCAUCAUCGGCGGUGCGCUGAACUACGGCUUUGGCCAAAUCACCUCUGGAUCCUUGGCCAGGUGGCAGUACAUUUAUAUUCUUGCAGGAGCCUUGACAUUCAUCUUUGGCCUCUGGUGCUGCACCAUUCCCAACUCACCCGUAUCGGCCUGGUUCCUUACUCCAGAAGAGCGGAUGGUGGCCGUGGAGCGAUUGCGAAAAGGACAGACCGGUGUUAGAUGCCAGAAGAUCAAGUUUGAUCAAAUCAAAGAAUCAUUUACUGAUAUUAAAAUCUACCUGGUGGCUAUUAUGAUGGCUGCAGCCUACACAAUCAACGGCGCUAUCUCUGGCUUUGGGCCCUUGAUUGUCUCUACCUUCGGAUACAACACUCUGGACUCGAUCUUAUUCCAAUUCCCUGUGGGUGGUGUGUGUAUUAUCUUCAUCCCGCUGUGUGGAUAUAUCCCCACCGUUGUUCCCAAUACGCGAAUCCCCAUGCUCAUCGCAUGCUGUCUCCCUGUCAUUGCCGGAUGUGUGAUGAUUUGGAAAUCACACUGGGGUUAUCACCCUGCCGUCCCGGUCGUCGGUUAUGCGCUUACCGGGUUUUUCGGACCGGUUGUCAGUCUGAUCAUCACGGUUGGCGCUAGCAACGUUGCGGGGGCUACAAAGAAAACAGUCAUGGCCGCCACCGUCUUCGUUGCUUAUACGGUGGGAAAUAUCAUCGGACCACAACUUGUCAAGAGCAAUACCAAGGCUCAGCAUUAUCCAGAAUUAUGGACCGGCAUGGUGAUUUGCUAUUCUAUCACGAUCGUUGCAGCUUUCGCCUUGUAUGUUGUAUUGUGGAGAGAGAACAAAGCUCGGGAUGCCAUUGAGCUUGAUGAAGUGCAACGCGACAAGAUCGCCUUCGACGACCUCACUGACAAGCAAAAUCCGUUCUUCCGGUAUGCUCUAUAA
Molecule: messenger RNA, 1521 nt
Organism: Penicillium daleae
Lineage: Eukaryota; Fungi; Ascomycota; Eurotiomycetes; Eurotiales; Aspergillaceae
Product: putative MFS transporter
Exons: 6
Coding region: 1-1521 (506 amino acids)
Biological process (GO): transmembrane transport
Cellular component (GO): membrane
Molecular function (GO): transmembrane transporter activity
Source: RefSeq, a predicted model, not a curated record